Molecule: messenger RNA, 4804 nt
Organism: Anopheles arabiensis
Lineage: Eukaryota; Metazoa; Arthropoda; Insecta; Diptera; Culicidae
Product: paired box protein Pax-6-like
Exons: 4
Coding region: 2050-3927 (625 amino acids)
Biological process (GO): regulation of transcription by RNA polymerase II; anatomical structure development
Molecular function (GO): RNA polymerase II cis-regulatory region sequence-specific DNA binding; DNA-binding transcription factor activity, RNA polymerase II-specific
Source: RefSeq, a predicted model, not a curated record
GUUUGGUGUGGAUUUGAUUUAAUGGCUCUGAUACACGCAAGGUAAACAGAAUGUGCAGAAACAUAAACAAACCGUCGCUUUUGGCGACUAUUUCCACCGUUCGGACGUGCGGGCCGGCGCCCGGCACCGGCAAAAAUCGUUUGUGGGUCGCAAAAAUCACGCCAGCGGUGAGAAAUCGCCCCAAAACGUCCCGUUUCCGCAUGACUGAUUUUCACGUUCAAUUUGCAUUCGAUUAGAGGCACCCGACGGCAGGCGGGUUUUCGCCACAGCGUACCGUUCGGCAGGAAUGUGUGCGCCUCGGCAUCAUGGCUGCCGUUGCUACACAAGUGUCUGUGUGUGUGUGUGAGUGUGGUUUUUGGUGAGUGUAUGGGAGCAGGAUGUGCUGUCAGUUUUUUGGUAGCAGCGCAUGCUUUGCGCUUUUAUUUGAAACAAGAACCUUCGUGCCUGUUUUCGUGCUGUAAAAAGUUACAAGGAAAUGGCGGCAAAGGUGCAAACGGCCACGGGUUUUGUUUAAUUCGUGGAAUGGCAAUGCUUUUGGGGGCAAAUGGCACGGGGUCUGAGCCCCGUUUCGCUGGAAAAUCGUUACAUCUCGUACAAGUGGUUGUCCAUCUUUUAUGUGAAAUUCAAAGGACAAACAACCCCAAGGCACACAUUUUUGUUUGGAGCAAAUCCGCUAUAAACUUUCCUCGUUAAAGGAAAGUGUGAAAAACUAAUGUUUGAAAAUAUCACGACCCCCCCUGGUUUUUGGCCCACCUUGAAACCGAAAAAGCGUGCCGCCAAUUUUUAAAUUCGCUGCCCCGUAAAGCGGCAUUCCAUUGCACAUGCGCCGCGUUUCGAAUCUCGAUCCCAUCUGGCACACGCCACACACACACACACACACACAUAUGGUUAAAAAAAAAGGUACAAAAAUUGAACGUUUGAAAAUCAAAAAUGCCACCAGCGCGAUUAGAAACGGUUCCGAAAUGGGAAUGCGUACACUGCGGGAAAUAAUAUUCGUUUUACAGCGCUUUAUUCAUAUAUAUUGUUGUGCAUCAUCAUCAUACACCCACACACACACACACACACUUACACGGAUACACAUUCCCACGUACACUCCACAAGAUUGAGUUGCGAUAAAAAUAGAAGGAAAAGUACGCGCGCGCGUCCACAAUUCGCACAAUUCAAACGCGGCCAUGCUUGUCAACAACAGAUGGCUUCCUGUUACUUUACUAAUGUUUGCUGAAAAAAAAAAACAGUGCUCAACACACAUCAAAGCAAUGUUUGUGUUUGGCUGUGGGUUUUUUGUUUUUACUCUGCGUCUGUCUGAUUUCCGGCGGAAGCACAGACAGACAGCCAGGAAGCACAUCUGCCGUUAGUGUAGGCCCCGGAAAAUCAGGACGAACGUUUAACAAAACCAAAUUUCUAUUUGAAACCCUUCCCCCCCUCCCCCUAGUGGUUUCUCCCCUCUCUCUCUCUACACCUUUCCUGAACUUUGCAGCAUGGGUCCAGCGUUCGUACUUAUCGGGCGCUUUCGCACCGCACGUAAGUAGCAAGCGAGCACGUGGUCGCUGCGGCAAGAUGGCGCCGAUAACGGGAGCACUAAAAGAGCAAAGUAGUUGACGCGGGUAGCGUAGUGUGUUGGCGGAAGCGAACAGAACGCUCGCUGUCUGAUGGCCGGUGGAUGGGAAAGGAAGCGAUAGACAGCGAGUGUGCAAAAUGGGUAAAAAUACGAUCCUGGUGCAUGCGUAUGCCACAUUUGUUGGCAAAUUUCGCCCUAAACGCAUCGUAAAACAAUGAAACACGAGCAAAGCUCGGUAUGUUUGCCGGUAAACACUGUUGCUAACUAUGUUCACUUUUCUUUCCAUCUCUUGCCCCCCUCCCUCUCUUCAUACACAUUCCUUGCCUCCACUUCUACUUCAAACACUGCAGCAUGGAAUACAAAAACGAAGGUAAUCGAACGAAACUGGUUGAUUGUGCUAAUGUUUAGUUUCCUGAGUUUUCCGUUCCUGAGUAAACACCCGGGGCUGGAUCGUUUUGUUCCUUUUCUGAGUUUGUCACCCGCACUCCGUUAUGCGUUCUUUGUCCGGUUUUACUUUUUUUACGUUUUACAGGCUCGUUUUCGGGAGUUCUGGACACUUUUCUCGAAGAUCUCGAGCUAUCGAGAGGCUUCGCUUUGGGAGUCUUCGCUUUUUUUGGGGAAUCUGGGGAGUUCGGGAGCGUGCAAUUGUUACUAAUUCCAGUUCUAUUCCAUUCGUCCACUGCCCAUCCGCCACAGGCCACAGCGGCGUCAAUCAGCUGGGAGGUAUAUUCGUUGGCGGUAGACCUCUGCCUGAUUCCACACGCCAACGCAUCGUGGAGCUGGCCCAUGCCGGUGCCCGACCAUGUGAUAUCUCGCGCAUCCUUCAGGUGUCCAACGGAUGCGUUAGCAAAAUUCUCGGCCGCUACUAUGAAACGGGCAGCAUCCGACCGCGAGCCAUCGGGGGCUCGAAGCCGCGGGUCGCAACGCCGGAAGUGGUCAACAAGAUCUCACAGUUCAAGAACAACUGCCCGAACAUCUUCGCCUGGGAGAUCCGGGACAAGCUGCUGAACGAGCGGAUCUGCACGCCGGAAAACAUCCCGAGCGUUUCCUCAAUCAAUCGGGUACUGCGCAAUCUGGCCGCCCAGAAGGAGUUCAGCAAGAAGCCGCACUCGACGGACGCACUCAGCGACGACGUCGGCGGGUAUCUGCAGGGCAAAUCGCUCAACGAUGCCUCCUUCAUACACUACAAGUACGGCGACAGCUGCCGGUCGAUGCAGGGCGCGGAGUCGGUGCUGCGCAUCAACGACACGUACAGUCGAGCGGGCGGUGGCGGUGGUGGACCUGCUGCUGGUGGUGGUGGUGGUGGUGGUGGAGGCGGUGGAGCUGUACCCGGCGGGCCCGGUUCGGAGUCGACCGAUGUGAAGCCGAUGUCGGACGAUGGGACGAAGAAUCCGUUCGCCAAGCACUGCUUCACCAACCUAGACGCGGGGGUGCCGGGGGCGGGCACGGGGACGGCGGGGCAGGGUGGCCCCGGGACGAAGCAGGUCUUCGUCGACAAUGAUACCGAGCGGCUGAGCCUGAAGCGGAAGCUGCAGCGCAACCGGACGUCCUUCACCGUCGACCAGAUCGAGUUUCUCGAGAAGGAGUUCGAGCGAACGCACUAUCCGGACGUGUUUUCGCGCGAACGAUUGUCUUCCAAAACGAACCUGCCGGAAGCGAGAAUACAGGUAUGGUUCUCGAACCGGCGGGCCAAGUGGCGCCGGGAGGAGAAGCAGCGCUCGCAGGCCGUGUCCGAGGGCAGCUCGUCGGCGGCGGCCGCAGCAGCGGCUGCGGCGGCAGCAGCCGCCGCUGUCGCCGUGCAGAACGCGUCCAUCUCCUCCUGCUCGCUGAAUCUCACCGCACCGCUCGUCUCGCACGUGUACGACUCGAACAUGUGCGUGGAGGACUCGAACAGCAACUACCUGAGCAAAACGUACCCGCUGGAACCGUCGUUCCAGAACCUGGACGCGCUGAAGUCGCCGUCCGCGCCGAACCAUCCGGCCGCCCCGCAGCAGCUCUCGCCGGCCGCCAUGUCCUUCAAGCUGUCCUUCCCGAACGCCAACCCGAACGGAGGCGUCGGCCCGAACGGUGGUGGGGGCGGCGGUGGCGGCGGUGCGGCGCCCGACGGCUCGGCCGCGAACCUGAUGGGACCGUCCCUCGGCACCAAUGCCGGCUUCCCGCACGCAUCUACCUCAGACGACAAGUCGCUGUACAACCAUUUCGCCUACUCGGCCGCCGCCAACAUGCACCACAGCGCCUACUCGGCCGCGGCGGCGGCCGCCGUCGACCAGUCCUACAACGGGAUGUACCUGAAGAACCAGCUGUACAACCUGCCGGCCAACGCCGGCGUCCUCAGCUUCCAGUCCACGCUCGAGUGGAACAAGAGUUAAUGGCACGGGGCCGCCCUCGAGUCGGCUCCCUCGACCGGGUGCGAUCGGUACCAGUAGCGGCCCGGCCCGGCACGCGACCCCGCUAAACUGAGGCCUGAUCUCACAGCCAGCCGAUGGGGGACCGGAGGGCGCAGAAGCGAUGACGAGUGGCAGUAGAGCAAAAUACAAACACACGACACACACACACAAACAGUACAUUUAGACUUGUAAUACAAUUUAACUCGAUGGUGCAUAGUGGGAAUGGUGGGAAGGGAAGGGGUGAGGGUGUGGUGGUAGGGUGGAGGGAAGAGGAAAAAGAAAACAUGACGAGCGUGGUACUUAGUGCGGGAGAUAUGUUACUUAAAGGAAUGAAAAUAUCAUUUAAAAAAGAUGCAUUCUUUCAUAUAAGAUGGCGCAGCUAACGUGAUCGACUUUGGCGACAGCCUACACAGAAGUAAACUAAAAAAGGAGAAAAGGAGAAGAAACAGAUGGUUGUUCUGAUUGUUUGAACUAUGAAGGUAUUUUUUAUAAAAGUAAACACAAAACCUGUGAAACACACACACAUACACAUUUGCACAAUUGGUGGGGAACAGGAGCAGUUGGUGCGAAGACAAAAACAAAACAAAACACUAGAAACGCCAAUAAAGUAUUAAAACCGCUGUUGCGAACAUGGGAAUCAUAUAAGAAAGUAAUAAGCGAGAAGAGAAAAAAAAACAUAGAAGAAAAACGUAAAAUAACAACAAAAAAAACGAAAACACACGCACAACCAGCAAGAGUAAUUCCAUACUUUGAACAAAAACCACACACACAUACAAAAAUGGAAACAAACAAACGGAAUGUACAAUAAAUAGUGAAAUCUUAUUAUUAUUCCUGGCGCAAGGCGCCCAUUGUACGUGUA